Drosophila takahashii is the source of this 1492-nucleotide messenger RNA. It is a transcript of the gene DEF8, whose product is annotated as differentially expressed in FDCP 8 homolog. Lineage: Eukaryota; Metazoa; Arthropoda; Insecta; Diptera; Drosophilidae. The record is from RefSeq and is a predicted model, not a curated record.
CUGGUCUCCUAACAAAGGUAGCAACAAUUGUUGUUUUGUUUUUCCCAAAAAUGAGCUGGCGAGACAGUCUGACCAGCAUUCCGGGCACGGUGGCCCAGCUGAUCAACGAGAGCGCCAGCACCCUGAUGCACGUCUCCAGCUCGCUGGGAUCGGCAGUCGGAUCCAGUGGAUCCGAAACCGGGGGCUCCGAGGAGAGUGGUCCGCAGGGCGGCGAGUACAGGGCCCUGCCCAUUCCCGCCUCCCUGGUGCGCGAGCAGUGGCGCCUGAUCUUCACCAGCGAUGCCAAUAGCCAGGACCUCCAGGCGGCCAUUGCCCAUUGCCGGGAUCUCGUCCUGCUGAGCGAGGAGCUCAGCGAGGAGCGACGCUGGCUGGUGCGGCAUUUGGUGGAUCUGCGGUACUCGCUGCAGGAACUGGAGGAGGCCCAGGAGCAGCAGUCCGACAUGGUCGUCAUGAACGCCAUCCGGGCGGUGGUGGGCCAUCACUUUGUGCCCCACCAUCCGCAUCACGGCAAGCGGAGUCGCCUGCAGGCGGCGGCCAGGAGGAACUACUGUGACCACUGCACCACCAUCAUUUGGAGCGUGGUGCAGAGCUCGUAUGUGUGCAGCGAUUGUGGGUUCCUCGUCCAUCAGAAGUGCAUCGAUGGCGUGAAGAGGGUGUGUGCCCAUGUCCUGGUCUCCGAGCGCCAACAUCCCAUCUCGGAGAUCUGCCCCGAAAUUGGGCUGGCUGCCCAGGGAUACAAGUGCGCCGAGUGCGGAACUAUGCUUAAUAUAAAAAACACCUGGAUUGAGCCGCGUCUUUGCGACUAUAGUGGCUUGUACUACUGUCCUCGCUGCAAUUGGAACGACAGUAACUUUAUACCGGCCCGCAUAAUCCACAACUGGGACUUCUCGCCCCGCCGAGUAUCGCGAACGGCGCUGCAGGAGAUCAGGCUGUUCCUGAACAAACCGCUUAUCCGGCUGGAGGAGGACAAUCCCAAGCUGUUUGUGUUCGUGGAGAAGCUGAGUGCGGUGAAGAAGCUGCGCCAGAAUCUGGUGCACAUGCGCCACUAUCUGGCCGCCUGCAGGAUGGCCAGUGAACUGAAGCUGGUGGAUCAGCAGCUGGGCGGCCGGCGACACUUGGCGCAGUCGAAUGAGUUCUAUUCGCUGUGGGAUCUCUCGCAGGUGGAGAGCGGCGCGCUCACCGAAUUCCUGCAGGCAGUUUUCAAGGAGUUUAAUAAUCACAUUAGAUCCUGUCCCAUGUGCCUGGCUCAGGCGUACAUCUGCGAGAUUUGCAGCAACGACGAGGUUAUCUUCCCCUUCGACGACGGCUGCAUCAAGUGCGAUCAGUGCAACUCCAUCUUCCACCGCGUUUGCCUCACGCGCAAAAAUAUGAUUUGCCCCAAGUGCGUGCGCAUUCAAGAGCGGCGACUGCAAUUGGAUCGCCUGAAGAGCAGCGAGAAUGACGACGACGACGAAGUGUCCACCGAUGAUGACGUGGCUGCCGCGGAAUGAAU